This is a messenger RNA of Nicotiana tabacum (common tobacco), 3071 nucleotides long. Lineage: Eukaryota; Viridiplantae; Streptophyta; Magnoliopsida; Solanales; Solanaceae. The record is from RefSeq and is a predicted model, not a curated record.
AUACUGCUUUUGGUAUUACAUGUAAAUGGUAUAUCCCAUAAGGUUGAUGGUGUUUUGCUGUUCUUGAUAUUUUUUGGGUUUUUUCAAGAUUUCAUCUGUCACCAAACAAGAUUCUCUGAUCUUCAGAUUCUGGGGUUUCAUAAAAAAUGAAGUUGAGCUCUAUAUUUGUCGAAAGAUCAGUUCUUUUGUCUCAAUUUAUUUAAUUUGAGGUUUUGCUUUGCUUUCCUGUUCUGUAAAUCCACUGAAAGAUCGUUACUUUUUUGACCUGUGAUUUGCUUCUUCUGGAUAGCUUCAAGACUCAUAACGUAAAAGGUUGUUUAAAUUGCUUCAAAUUUUUGUAGGGCAGGUAUGUUUAGUUGCUGAUUUAGUAGAUUCCAUGGAACUAAUGCUACUAUAGAUUCUUAGCCAGAAAUGUGGAAAAGGUGAUAUUUUUAGGAAUCUUAGUACAUACCUUUCCAAAUUGAACUGAUAAUGACGAAAAGUUUCAACCUUUGUAGUUCUUGAAAGUGGAAAAAGUUGGGAUUUUUAUUAUAAGGAGAACUGAUAUAUAAGAAAUCUAUUAAGAUUUUGGAUUGAGUUUUUUUUAUGGUAAUGGAGAAACAGGUUAGUUUCCAGGGUCCAACAAUGGAAAAGCAACAGAGUUUUCGAAAUGGGACGACGGAGAAGCAGAAAAGCUUUAGAGGAAUAAUGGAAAAACAGAAAAGCUUUAGGAUAUCAAUGGAGAGGCAAUUAAGUUUUGGUGGUGAGAGGAAAAGGGGCAAGGAAUCACCGGGGAAACGAGGGGAUUCGAUUCUCCACCUUGCAGCUAGAGGAGGGAAUUUAGGAAAAGUGAAAGAAAUUGUUGACAAGUUUGAUGAGAAAGGCAUAAAAGAUUUUCUAUGUAAGCAAAACCAAGAGGGUGAGACUGCUUUGUAUGUUGCUGCUGAAAAUGGCCAUAGUUUUGUUGUUGCAGAGUUCUUGAAACAUUUAGACCUUCAAACUGCUUCAAUUGUGGCAAAUAAUGGCUAUGNCCCAAAACCCAAAUUAAAAAGAAAAAAGAACAAAAAAAGGAACAAGAAAAAGUUGAGGUCUGAAUUUACUAAAUGCAGAUUCCAGAAUGCUUUUGAAGAGUCAAAAUUUCCAUAUGUUCCUUUCUCACUUGCACUUGUAAACACUGAGGACAAAAUUGCAGAUGUACUGGAGGAACUGCUGCGUUCAUUUCCAAACCUAGUAAUGACCACAGAUUCAUCCAAUUCUACGGCGUUACACACAGCAGCUGCACAGGGACAUAUUCAUGUAGUAAAUAUGCUUCUGGAGAUUGAUUCAAACCUUGCUAAGAUUGCUCGGAACAAUGGAAAGACUGUGCUCCAUACAGCAGCAAGAAUGGGCCACUUGGAGAUAGUUAGAUCCCUUCUGAGCAAGGACCCUGAUAUUGGUUUUAGAACAGAUAAAAAAGGCCAGACUGCCCUACACAUGGCUGCAAAGGGACAAAAUGCUGGCAUCGUGCUUGAAUUAAUCAAACCAAAUCCUGCUGUAUUGGCCUUGGAAGAUAACAAAGGAAACAGAGCACUUCAUAUUGCAACAAGAAAGGGAAGGGUACAGAUGGUGCAAUGUCUUAUGUCAACUGAGGGCAUCGAUCUCAAUGCCAUUAAUAAGGCUGGAGAAGCGGUUCUUGAUAUUGCAGAAAAGUUUGGAACUCCAGAGCUUGUUUCUAUUUUGAAAGAGGCCGGAGCUACGCAUUCCAAAGAUCAAGGGAAGCCCCCCGGUGCUGCAAAGCAACUCAAGCAGACUGUCAGUGACAUAAAACAUGAUGUGCACUCCCAGCUCCAACAGAGUCGUCAGACUGGCUUCAGAGUACGGAAAAUUGCAUUGAAGGUGAAGAAGCUCCACAUUAGUGGGCUUAAUAAUGCCAUCAACAAUGCAACUGUUGUCGCUGUCCUUAUUGCAACUGUUGCUUUUGCUGCCAUCUUCACUGUACCUGGCCAAUAUGUUGAAGAGAAAACAGAUGGAUUUUCACUUGGCGAAGCAAAUGUAGGCAGAAAAGCAGCUUUCAUAAUCUUCUUCUUGUUCGACAGUAUGGCCUUGUUUAUUUCAGUUGCUGUUGUCGUGGUCCAGACAUCUGUGGUCGUGAUUGAACAGAAAGCAAAGAAGCGACUCAUGUUUUGGAUAAACAAGCUCAUGUGGGCAGCUUGCCUCUUCAUCUCGAUCGCCUUUAUCUCUCUUAGUUACGUGGUAGUUGGAUCUAAGGAAAGAUGGCUUGCUGUCUAUGCAACUGUGAUUGGUAGCAUAAUAAUGCUCACUACAAUUGGCUCCAUGUGCUAUUGUGUGGUUCAACAUAGGCUAGAAGAAUCGAGGCUGAGGAGCAUUAGAAGAGAUGAGACUCAUUCACGUUCUUUCCCAUUGUCUGUGGCAUCAGAUACAGAGCUUUGCAGUGAGAACUACAAGAGGAUGUAUGCAGUCUAGGAAGAACAAUCAGGUAGCUUUCUGCGUAUGGCAUAAAAAACGGAGCUUUGUAAUUAAAACUAUAAGCAAAUAUAUGCAGUUCUCAAACAUGAGGUCCAAGAACUUGUGCCACGGCAUCAGAUUCAGAAUGGUGAAAGUACAAAAGGGAUCUGUGCUGCUUAGGAACAAAUGAGCAGAGAGUUUCAAUAGAUUCUCAAUAAUAUUUCUAUUAUAUCUGUCCCCGCAGAAUUCUCUAAUGUGGGUUCCUGCAACCACUGAAUUGUUGCAAACUGGGGUUGCAUAUUCCAUAGAAGUUCAAAAUGAAGCCUUAGCAGAUCUUUCAGUUUUCUCCUCAUGAAAAUGCAACAGUUUCGAGAAGCAUGCUUUCUUGAAGUUGACUAAUUAUAUGGUUACAAUACUAGCACACCAGAUUGGCACUCUGUGACAAGAAUGUGGGGAUGGCUGCUAUUUACUUUCUUAUGCCUAUAUACCUGAUCAACUCCUUACUUCAUCAAACAAAAUGGUGUCGUUGUAUAUUUUAUUAUAGUUUUUUUGCCUCAUCAUGAGGUCCAUCUUUUCUAGCUGCAAUAAUUUGUUAGAAUUCUGCCAACAUGAAGAACAAGCCCUGAGAAUGAGCUAGUUCUGUGAAA